Messenger RNA from Scleropages formosus (Asian bonytongue), 838 nucleotides. Its product is annotated as DELTA-actitoxin-Afr1a-like. The transcript has 3 exons. Gene Ontology annotation, molecular function: channel activity. NCBI's taxonomy places the organism in Eukaryota, Metazoa, Chordata, Actinopteri, Osteoglossiformes, Osteoglossidae. Gene Ontology annotation, biological process: monoatomic cation transport; cytolysis in another organism; pore complex assembly. Gene Ontology annotation, cellular component: pore complex. The record is from RefSeq and is a predicted model, not a curated record. Bases 104 to 661 code for a protein of 185 amino acids.
CAGUGAAACAGUAGUUGGAGGAGUGAUCUGGAGAAACCUGUGCCACCACUUCCACCUAAAAGUCAGCUUUGCUUUUCACUCUUUGUCUGAGAUUACAAGAAACAUGAGUGGAUUUGGUUCUGGAGCAACGCUGGUAAAUGCGAUUCUGCAACAGUAUCACAACACCACAGACCGCUGUGUUUCCAUCAGUCUGAGCAACUGCAGCGAAACCCACAGCCUUGUGAACCCACAGGUGUACACAUACAGCGGUUACUGCUACAACCCCCCACAGCCCACCAUGAGACCAGGGGUGACAGAGAUGUGCUUUUUUGGAAAAACCUCAGGAUGUGCCACUGGUUCCGUGGGGGUUCUGACGUACGACAUUGCUGAAGACGAAAAGCACGUCCUUGGUCGCCUGGCCAUCAUGUUCUCCGUGCCUUAUGAUUACAACCAGUUUGAAAACUGGUUUGCGCUGGGGAUUUUUGAGAAGGAUAAAGAGUGUAAUGAAUCACUUUACAAACACAUGUACUACGAUGAGAAAGGAAAAUUCUGUCGUAGCAAGAGUGUUGGAAGUGAAAUGAGCUACAUUGAGAAACAGGGAGGGUUCAAAGUGAGAGGAACCAUGUCUCCAAUGGGCAAAUCAGUGAUGAAAGUUGAGCUCUGGGAUCACUGUUGCAAUUAACUAUUUUGCAUGAGGGCUCACUUUUAACUGAUAUUGUGAAAUAAAUAAUGUCAAGAAAACAGUUUGGCUCAACUUCUUCUUAAAACAAGAAAAUGUAUUUCUAUAGUUAUGAUGGCUUUUGCAAGGAGUUUGUAUGUUCUCUCCAUAUUUGUUUAGGUUUCCUCCCACAGUCCAAAG